UUAUAAAGGCACCGUUUCUUGGUUUGUUUGUGCUUGUGUCUCUCCUUCUCCAACUAUGCCAUGUGAUCUUUCCUAGCAUUCUUGAUUGACUUCCGACGAAAGCUACAGCUAGAAAUUCAUCAAUCUACACGUCAACCCGCCGGAAUUUGACGACAAAUCGCUGCAGAGAAAGGAAUUGCCAUGAGUAGUGUUCAUAAUAGCUUGGAGACUGUAAACGCUGCGGCAACUGCCAUAGUUACUGCUGAAUCCAGAGUUCAACAGCCUACGGUACAGAAGAAAAGAUGGGGAAGCUGCUGGAGUCUUUAUUGGUGUUUUGGUUCACACAAACCCAAGAAACGAAUUGGUCAUUCGGUCCUUGUUCCUGAACCAAGUCCACCCGGGGUUGAAGCUCCUGUUGCUGAAAAUCCUAACCAUUCUGCCACCAUAGUAUUGCCUUUCAUAGCCCCUCCCUCUUCUCCUGCAUCUUUUCUCCAAUCAGAUCCUCCAUCCGCCACCCAAUCACCAGCAGGUUUACUUUCCCUGACGUCCCUGUCUGUUGAUUUAUACUCUCCGGGUGGGACAGCACCAAUUUUUGCAGUUGGCCCCUAUGCUCAUGAGACUCAAUUAGUUUCACCACCUGCGUUUUCUGCCUUCACUACUGAGCCAUCAACUGCUUGUUUUACGCCCCCUCCUGAAUCAGUGCAAAUGACAACACCUUCUUCACCAGAAGUGCCAUUUGCUCAACUUUUGACAUCAUCACUAGCACGCAAUCGUGGAAACAGUGUAACCAAUAUGAAAUUCUCAUUAUCCCAGUUUGAUUUUCUGCCUUAUCAAUACCCAGGAAGCCCUGGAGGUCGUCUUAAAUCACCAGGUUCAGCAAUUUCUACUUCAGGAACGUCUUCACCCUUUCCUGAUAAGCUCCCUAUAGUUGAAUUCCGCAAGGGGGAAGCUCCCAAAUUUCCUGGCUACGAACACUUUGCCAAUCGUAAGUGGGGUUCAAGAGUUGGUUCUGGAUCAUUGACUCCAACAGGUUGGGGUUCAAGGUUAGGCUCUGGAACAUUGACACCUAAUGGUGGGCUUUCUAGGUUAGGUUCUGGAACUGUAACACCUAAUGGUGGGGAACCCCCAUCUCAAGACAGUUAUCUUCUAGAGGGCCAAAUUUCCGAAGUGGCAUCCCUUGCCAACUCAUAUAACGAAUCGAAAGAUGGGGAAGUUGUAGUUGAUUAUAGAGUCUCAUUUGAGCUUAUUGGUGAAGAUAUUCCGACUUGUGUGAUAAAGGAGUCGGUUCCAUCACACAAAACUGCAUUGCAAACUGUACUGGAGACAGCAACAAAUGGUACGAAUCAAAGUGAUUUGAUAAAGAAUACUGAUUGUUGUAGCGAAUAUUCUGAUGGGGAAACUGUCAGUGAAGUUCCCAAAAUGGCUCGGAGGCAUCGUACCAUUUCACUAGGUUCUAGCAAGGAUUUCAAUUUCAACAAUGCAAAGGAAGAAGUCUUAGACAAGUCUGCCAUUGACUGUGAUUGGUGGACCUAUGACAAAGUUUCGAAGAAUAAAUUAGGUCCUCGGAAAGACUUGACUUUCUUCCCAAUGCUUCAGCCUGGGGUCAGCUAAUGUCAAAAUGUAUGCAUAUCUUCAAUAAAGAUUCAAUGUUAAGUUUUACGAACUUGGAACUCGUGCACCGUUUCAACCUGAGAAUGCAAUUAUGGAGUUAGAGAUUUUGCAGGCCCGUGAAAGUCAUGUACAAAUGUGUUCAACAGCUUCGUUGUUAAUGUAAGAUCAUUUCAAGAGUAUUGUUUAAGGUUUUCUUUUUUUUAUAUUCUUUAUUUUAGAUGUAUACACUAAUCAAACAAGUUUUUCUUCUUCUGAAUCAACUGUUAACAGAAACGAACAUUCAUGUAAAUGAAUUCGUUAAUAAAACCUACUGCCUGCCUUGUAUUA
This is a messenger RNA of Olea europaea var. sylvestris, 1917 nucleotides long. RefSeq lists its product as uncharacterized. Lineage: Eukaryota; Viridiplantae; Streptophyta; Magnoliopsida; Lamiales; Oleaceae. The transcript is spliced from 2 exons. The record is from RefSeq and is a predicted model, not a curated record. Bases 181 to 1590 code for a protein of 469 amino acids.